Molecule: messenger RNA, 2798 nt
Organism: Sarcophilus harrisii (Tasmanian devil)
Lineage: Eukaryota; Metazoa; Chordata; Mammalia; Dasyuromorphia; Dasyuridae
Gene: SPNS2
Product: sphingolipid transporter 2
Exons: 9
Coding region: 245-1426 (393 amino acids)
Biological process (GO): lipid transport; transmembrane transport; sphingosine-1-phosphate receptor signaling pathway
Cellular component (GO): membrane
Molecular function (GO): sphingolipid intramembrane carrier activity; transmembrane transporter activity
Source: RefSeq, a predicted model, not a curated record
GGGCGGGUUCGAGGCCCUCAGAGCAGCCUCUGAGCUGGGCCCAGCCCGGCCUGGAGGCCCAAGGCCCUUCCUGCAGCCUCUGAGCCGGGGGGAGCCGAGGGCUUGGGGUCCUCGCUGGCCUCCGUUUUCUGCUAGUGAUGGGGGGGGGCUCCCGGCCUUGUCCCCCCCCCCACCCGCCGCCGCCCCCGGUGCCCCUCCCCCGCUGACGCUGCCCGCUCUCCCCCCAGUGUUCAUCUGCAGCUUCAUGGUGGCGGCCCCCAUCUUCGGCUACCUGGGGGACCGCUUCAACAGGAAGGUCAUCCUGAGCUGCGGCAUCUUCUUCUGGUCGGCCGUCACCUUCUCUAGCUCCUUCAUCACCCAGCAGUACUUCUGGCUCCUGGUGCUCUCGCGGGGCUUGGUCGGGAUAGGAGAAGCCAGCUACUCCACCAUCGCGCCCACCAUCAUCGGCGACCUCUUCAACAGGAACACCCGCACCCUCAUGCUCUCCAUCUUCUACUUUGCCAUCCCCCUGGGGAGUGGCCUGGGCUACAUCACUGGGUCCAGCGCGAAGCAGGUGGCUGGAGACUGGCACUGGGCCCUGCGGGUGUCUCCAGUCAUGGGCAUGAUCACGGGCACACUCAUCCUCCUCUUUGUGCCGGCCGCGAGGAGGGGGUAUGCGGAGCAGCUCGGGGGGCAGCUGAAGGCCCGCACCUCCUGGCUCCGGGACAUGAGGGCGCUGAUCCGAAAGCCAGCACAUUCCUGGCGGGGUGGGGACGUCCCCUCCCCAGCCUCUGGCCCUUGGUCAGCUGGGGGAGAGCUUCCUGAGCGGGGCGGGGGCCGGGCCGGGUCUCCAGGGAGAAGGUGGGGGGCGGGGCCCCUCGGGCUGGGCCUCCCGGUGCCCUUGGGACGAGCGGGGGGCAUCCCUCUGCGGGGAGGAGGCUGGCAGGGGAGACCCGGGCUGGGGGGCGCUGGGGCCAGCGCCCAGAAGCAGCAGGGGGUGUGUGUGCGGGGGGCGCCCCCCGUGCCCCCCCGCAGGGGCCUAAGGGCUCCCUCUCCCCCCUCCUGCCUCCCCCAGAUCUGCAUCUUCAUUGGGGAGACGCUGCUCUUCUCCAACUGGGCCAUCACGGCGGACAUCCUCAUGUACGUGGUCAUCCCCACUCGCCGCGCCACGGCCGUGGCUCUCCAGAGCUUCACCUCUCACCUCCUGGGAGACGCGGGCAGCCCCUAUCUCAUCGGCUUCAUCUCGGACCUGAUCCGCCAGAGCACGCGGGAGUCGGCCCUCUGGGAGUUCCUGAGCCUGGGCUACGCCCUCAUGCUCUGCCCCUUCGUGGUGGUCCUGGGCGGGAUGUUCUUCCUCGCCACGGCCCUCUUCUUCCUCAGCGACCGGGCCAAAGCCGAGCAACAGGUCAACCAGCUGAUGAUGCCCCCAGCUGCUGUGAAAGUCUGAACGGGAUGUUUUGGGAGCAAGAGUCCAGACCCCGGGCCAUGGAGGGCAGGGGCCAGGAUCUACCCCCCACAGCAGGAGGGCAGCCCGGAGGAGGACCGGCGAGAGGGGCUCCAGACAUGUAGCUUUCAGAGGAAGCCCACCCGGGCCUUUGGCGGGGGACGCUGCUGACCAAAGGAGUGGGGGGGGGUCUUGAACUCCCAAUGGAGGCUGGGGAGGUAGAACUGCCCUUCUCCAGAGGCCCUGAGCUUCCAGGAUGCUCCCAGCCCCUCCCCCACCCUUUCAUCCCUCAGCAUCUCGGCCUGGAUCCGAUGGCCCUCCCAGGGCCCCUCCCGUCCCAGUUUUGGGGAGCCGCCUUGUCCCAGCUCCCACGGCUGCUAGAGCUGGCUCGGAGCCUGGAAUCCAGGCCUCCUGCUUACAAAGUAGGCCACCCCUCCCCUCCCCCCAGCUGGGCCACCCUUGGCCCACUACCCACUUGCCCUUCUGGGCAAGGAGUGUCACUAGACCAAGUGCCCCCUCUCCACUCCUGGUGGGGGCGGGGCUGGCAAGAAGUCUCUGUUGCCCCAGCUUGUCCCCAGGCCAGCCCCGGGUUUGGGCUCCUGAGGGGUGGCCCGAGUCAGCUGGCUCAGGGGACCCACACUCCUGAGCCUCAGAAGCCAGCCCCGCCACCAGGUGUGGGCGCCGCCCCCAGGCCUUGACAGCUAUCCAGGGGAUUUAAAUCAAGACCACAUGGGACUCAGCCUGGAACACCCCCAGGGGGAGGCACAGCCAGGGCUCCGUGCCCGGGCCCAUCCCGCAAAGCUGCUCUGCUUUCCCCGGGGGAAGGGGGGGAUAAGGCUGAGCAGAGACCACCAGACUGUCAAGUUUCUUUGUGAUUCCCCCCAGCGUAAAACUGCACAAUCCUAGAGACUCCGGGCCUCAGGGGGAGGCUCCCCAAACCAGGUCGAGACCAGUCACAAAGGGGGGCUACCCUCAGACCCCCAGAGCCAGCCCCAGUGAGUCGGCUGGACGCGGAGCCCGCUCCUUCCCCGGAGGGGGUGUCACGUGUGCGGGAACCCCGGCCUGGGGCAGGAGCCCCCAUGCCCACCGGGUCUGGGGACAUAAGCAGAGACAAGUCACACAGCCUGACAAGCCUGGGACUUCUGGGAGCGCGGGGCCAGACCGGAGGUGGCCGCCCACUCCCUCCUGCCUCACAAGCCCGCGGGGGCGGGGCCAGCCAGGGCUGCCCCGCCCCCAGGACCAAGCUUUCUUGUCGUACAAGAGCCGGCGUCCCGGCUCCCGCCUCCCGCAGGCGCUUUGAUUUUGCAGAGCAGCCGGGCUGGGGCCGCGGGGGCGCCACGUCACGUCCGCUAAUAAUAAACGUAUUUAAGGCCAG